ACUUAACUCAAUUCAGAAUUGGUUUCUCUCUAGAGAUGGCUCAAUUAUUUUUCAUUCUCUGCUUCAUUCUUACCCAUUUCAUCCCCAUAGCUACUUCUCUAAACGAUCAAGGUCUUGCUCUUCUCUCCUUUAAGCAAUCCUUGCAAAACCAAAAAGACUCUGUUUUCAGCAAUUGGAACUCCUCAGAUUCAAACCCUUGUUCUUGGCAAGGCAUUACAUGUAAUGAUGAUCUGAGAGUUGUCUCAGUUCGUCUUCCAAGCAAAGGCCUUUCUGGUUCUCUUAAUCCUUCUGUUGGAACCCUCUUGUCCCUUCGUCACAUUAACCUCAGAGACAAUGAUCUUCAAGGGAAGUUGCCUGUCGAACUCUUUGGACCAAAAGGUCUUCAAAGCUUGGUACUUUCUGGAAACUCCUUUUCCGGGUUGGUUCCAGAAGAGAUUGGGAGGUUGAAGAGUCUGAUGACUUUGGAUCUUUCGGAGAAUUCUUUCAAUGGUUCGAUCCCUUUGUCGCUUACUCAAUGCAAGAAGCUGAAAACGCUUGUUCUUAGCAACAAUGGUUUCUCUGGAUAUCUUCCAACCGGUUUAGGUUCUAAUUUGGUUCAUCUUCGGACGCUGAAUUUUUCUUUCAACCGCCUAACCGGAACGAUCCCUGAGGAUAUAGGAAGCCUGAAGGAUCUGAAAGGUACUCUUGAUCUUUCUCAUAACUCCUUCUCAGGUUUGAUUCCAACGAGUCUUGGAGAUCUCCCUGAGCUUCUCUAUGUCGAUCUUUCUUACAACAAUUUCACCGGUCCGAUACCAAAAUCCAAUGUUCUGUUGAACGCCGGGCCAAAUGCUUUCCAAGGGAACCCUCUCCUCUGUGGAUUACCUAUAAAGGUUUCUUGCGAUACAAGAAACACACAGAUUGUUCCUUCUCAGCUAUAUUCAAGAAAAGCCAACCAUCAUUCACGAUUAUGCAUCAUCCUUACAGCCGCCGGAGGCACAUUCGCAGGGAUUAUCUUUCUUGCUUCGUUAUUCAUCUACUAUCUCAGAAAAGCAUCGGCUCGUGCACACAAAGAUCAAAACAACCGAACAUGUCAUUUAGAGAAGAAGACAAAGCAAGAGUUUCUCUGUUUCAAGAGUGGAAACUCAGAAUCCGAAGCGCAAGAUGAGAACAAGACUCAACAGGUUUUCAUUCCAAUGGAUCCGGAGAUCGAGUUUGACCUCGACCAGCUUCUGAAAGCCUCGGCCUUUCUUUUAGGGAAGAGCAGGAUCGGGCUUAUCUACAAAGUUGUUCUUGAAAACGGGUUAAUGUUAGCCGUUAGAAGAUUAGAAGAUAGAGGUCGCUUAAAGCUCAAAGAGUUUCUUGCUGACGUUGAAGCAAUGGCGAAAAUAAAGCACCCGAAUGUCUUGAAUCUUCAAGCUUGUUGCUGGUCACCAGAAGAGAAACUCUUGAUCUAUGAUUAUAUACCAAAUGGUGACCUUGGUUCGGCAAUUCAAGGUAGACCUGGUAGCUUGUCUUGCAAGCAACUUUCUUGGCCGGUCCGGUUAAGAAUAUUGAGAGGAAUCGCAAAAGGAUUGAGUUACAUUCACGAGUUUAGUCCCAAAAGAUACGUCCAUGGACAUAUAAACUCCAGCAACAUACUUCUUGGACCGAAUCUUGAACCGAAAAUCUCAGGUUUCGGUUUGGGGCGUAUCGUGGACAUGUCUUCUUCAGAGAUCAGAUCGGACCAGAUCUCUCCGAUGGAAACAAGUUCACCGAUCGUCUCUAGAGAAUCAUAUUACCAAGCUCCUGAAGCUUACAAGAUGAAUAAACCGUCUCAAAAAUGGGACGUCUAUUCAUUCGGUUUAUUGGUACUCGAAAUGGUAACCGGAAAAUCUCCGGUUAUGCAGACGGAUUUGGUUAUGUGGGUUGAGUCGGCUAGUGAGAGAAAUAAACCGAUUUGGUAUGUUCUUGAUCCGGUUUUAGCUCGAGAUAGAGAUAUGGAAGAAAGUAGGGUUCAAGCGAUCAAAAUCGGUUUGGCUUGUGUACAGAAAAUCCCAGAUAAAAGACCAACCAUGAGAAAUGUCUUUGAGAGCUUCGCAAAACUUGUAUCUUCGAUUUAAUAAAUUAACUUUUUAUGAUAAUUUUUAUGUUUUUCCUUCAUCAUUGUGAUCUAUUAUGUAAGAAUAUUCAAGCAAUUCGGAACUAAUAAAGACAAAAAGGAAGAGUAUUUUUGAUUGAAAAUGAAAUAAAUUAACAAAGAUGUCUCAAUAAUACAUUCACAAUCCUUUACCCGACCAGGAAUCUUAAGCGGAGCUUUUUCCAUAGGUCAAUUUAUCUCCAAUGUCAUCGAAAUUGAAUCCGCCGCCAACUCCAAACCCGUACCCAAGCCCGACCCCGAUACCGCAACCCAUCCCGACGCCAAACACCACAUUAGAAUGGUUAAUCCCUUCAGAAGCGACUACUCCGAGCCCGCCGGUGAGACCAAAUCCGAGUCCAACGCCGCAGCCUAAACCGCCGCCGAUCCCGGGACCUCCGGUUUUGUCCUUGAUCUUCUCAAUGUGUUCCCGGAGGAAUCUGAUAACCGAAAACUCGGAUUUCCCGGUUUUGAUGACUGGUUUUCGGGUCCAGAGGUUAUCUGAUCUCAUGGUUUUGUGAUUGUGGAUUUAUGAGUGAGAAAACCAGAUAAGAUUGAGAUAAAUUAAGUAUAGGCAUAUGGAUUUACGUAUAAUUAACCUGUGGACAGUAUUAUUUACGUAUUUAUUGGGCUUAAGAACCAUUUUAUCCGGCCC
Thlaspi arvense is the source of this 2747-nucleotide messenger RNA. The record is from the annotation of a GenBank genome assembly. NCBI's taxonomy places the organism in Eukaryota, Viridiplantae, Streptophyta, Magnoliopsida, Brassicales, Brassicaceae.